AUGUACAAAGCAUACAAGAGGAGGAGAAAAAAGAGGAGAGGCGCCAGUGGUGACGAAGCAGAAACUAGCGCAGACGAGAGCAGGGCAGACCCGGGGACUUGGAAAAAGGCCCGGCAGAAGGCGAACAAGGCGGAGAGGAAGGCUGCGGCGGCGGCCGCGAGCGAGGCCGAGCGUGCGGACUACCCGCACGCGCAGCUGCGCGAGAACGUCAAGUUCGUGAUGGAGGGCUUGGAGGCUGCGACGCAGGCGGCGCGCAACCCCACAGGGUCCAACAUUCAGGUCGCCUACUCGCUGCCUCCCGAGGGGGGCAGCGGGUUCGGCGACCUGGUGUACGCCACGGUCCCUCUGGGCUCCGUGGCGACGAAGGUCGCCCGGGACUGGCUCGCCAACGAGCUCUACGAGCCGUCCCGGCGCGGCAAAAUUGAUGCGGCCUGCAGGGACCGAAAGGUCGCCGACCUGAUCACGGCUGCCGGCGCCUCGGUGCCGGCCGACGCCGUGUUCAGCGGCAGGUUCGCCUCGGGCGAGACGCCCCGCUCGACGACCUCCGCCUCCGAGGCGGACGAGGGCGACGGCGCCGGCGGCGAUGGCGGGACCGGCUUCGACCUGUUCGGGCCGGACCCCACCCCCAUGGAGGACCUCUGA
This is a messenger RNA of Emiliania huxleyi CCMP1516, 642 nucleotides long. RefSeq lists its product as hypothetical. The transcript has a single exon. The record is from RefSeq and is a predicted model, not a curated record. Lineage: Eukaryota; Haptophyta; Isochrysidales; Noelaerhabdaceae. Bases 1 to 642 code for a protein of 213 amino acids.